Molecule: messenger RNA, 372 nt
Organism: Lucilia cuprina (Australian sheep blowfly)
Lineage: Eukaryota; Metazoa; Arthropoda; Insecta; Diptera; Calliphoridae
Exons: 2
Coding region: 38-316 (92 amino acids)
Molecular function (GO): chitin binding
Source: RefSeq, a predicted model, not a curated record
GAUCAUUUUCAAAGUCUUUCUACAUAAGAAAACAACUAUGAAAUACUUAAUUUGCUUGGCAUUCUUGGCCUCAAUGGCUGUUACCACAGUUUUGGCUGUUGCCGGUCAAUCAGCUUGCCGUGAUCCCUCAGAAGUUGGUAAAACCUAUCCUCAUCACUGGGAUCCCACUAAGUAUUGGUAUUGUGAAAAAUUGAAUGAAGUUGCUUUGGAAGUGGACUGUCCUAAGGGUCAGGCUUAUAUGCAUUUGAUGAAGGCCUGUAUUCCUUGGCCCAAUUAUAUCUGGAAGAAACCUGAAAAUCCACCCACUCUUGCUUAAAUCGAUUUUUAAUUAAAUAUAAAGAAUUUGAAAUAUAUAUGUAUGUGUUAUUGGAA